AUGGAUUCAGGUGCUCGGGACGAGUCCGUUGACGAUGCUGAGAAGGAGAUUUUGGAACUGGAGGCGCGCCUCAAAGCUGCCAGGGGAAAGUUGAAGGGCCUCAACGGACAGAUAAAAGAACCCGUCGAAUCUCUACCGUCUCGAAGUCUUUCAUCAAAACCCUCAUUACCACCAUCACCCUCACCCACAAACCACUAUCUUCUCCUCCUCUCAGACUCAGCCCUACCCCUAGGCUCAUUCGCCUUCAGCAGCGGCCUCGAGUCCUAUCUAGCCCACACCCGCGGUCACUCAUCCUUCAACAUAUUCCUCCCGGAAUCCAUCUCGGCCUAUGCCUCGACGACACUUCCCUUCGUGCUGGCAGCGCACCGCUCCCCCGACGACGUCGCAGAACUAGACGACAACCUCGACGCCGCCAUCAUCUGCACCGUCGGCCGCCGCGCCUCCACAGCCCAAGGCCGCGCCCUCCUCUCCAUCUGGGAACGCUCCUUCGCCUCCUCCCUCCCAAGCCCCAUCUUCGCGACCCUCCAGCCCUACGUGGCGCUGCUCAAGACGGCCACCUCGUCGCGGUCAUCGUCUUCCAGCGCAGAUGACCAGGCCGAGCCACCGCUCGUCUUUGCCCACCUGGCCCCCCUCUUCGGCGCAAUCUGCAACCUCGUAGGUCUCACCCUACAGCAGACGGCCUACAUCUUCAUGAUGGGUCACGUCAAGGCCCUCAUCUCGGCCGCCGUGCGGGCCAGCAUGUUCGGGCCGUACCAGGCGCAAAAGGUGCUCGCGAGCACCAGCGUCCAGCAGCUCAUCGCUGCUGCCAUCGAGCGGGAGUGGAACACGCCCGUCGAGAUGGCCGGGCAGACCAUGCCAGUGAUGGAUUUAUGGAUAGGCAGACACGAAGUUCUGUAUUCACGAAUAUUCAACAGUUGA
Colletotrichum orchidophilum is the source of this 918-nucleotide messenger RNA. RefSeq names its product urease. The record is from RefSeq and is a predicted model, not a curated record. The transcript has 2 exons. Gene Ontology annotation, molecular function: nickel cation binding. The coding region runs from base 1 to 918 and encodes 305 amino acids. Lineage: Eukaryota; Fungi; Ascomycota; Sordariomycetes; Glomerellales; Glomerellaceae.